GUUGGAAGCGGUGUUCCGUUGAACUAAAUGGGAGAUUCGAGCGUAACUACCGUCAUGAGAUGAUGGAUUUGCUUAUUCGUUCCUAUUCUGAGGUUGGGGCCUUUCCGCACUUGUACCACGUGGAUGGGGUUCAAUGCCAAUCUCAUAUGAAUCGAAUUGUUAGUGAGGCAAAUGGUGAUCUCCAUCCUUUUCGGAAGCAAGGCAUCCCUUCAGUAGACUUUGACAACAAGGGAAUAUACUUGGUUUCUGUGACAAAAUCUGGUUGCUUAACGGUUCAUGACUUUGAAGCUCUCUAUUGCCAGACACAGGAAUUAACUUGCUUGAAAGAAUGUGAAAGCAAGCAUUUGCUGCACCUCUCACAAAAUCGACAACUUGAUACCGUCAGAUGGAAUCCGCUUAACCAGGAUGAGGUUGUCUGUGCAUCUGUAAAAAGUAAUGAACUACUUAUAUUUGAUGUGGGAUAUGUCUCAUCAGAACCAGUUGAAGUUUUAAGAACAAGACAGACAACCACAGUCCAUGGAUCCAGAAUACACAAAGGUCUCUCUGAUAUUGCUUUUACGUCAAAUGACUCAAGGAUACUUGCUUCUGAUACAAAUGGUGCGAUUAAUGUUUGGGAUAGAAGAGUGAAGGCUCUGCCUUGCCUUGAGCUUACAUCUAAUUCGUGCACUUCGUCUGGUGCCCUUAACAGCAUCGAAUUAAAUGCAGAAAAUCAGAUAAUUUUUGGUGCUGGGAAGCAUGGGCUUGUGUAUGUGUGGGAUAUUCGUGGUGGAAGAGCAUCUGCUACUUUUCAAAGUCACAGAGAGGUAGUCCAUCCACCUGUAACAUCAUUGAAGUUGGCAACGAUGCUAGAGAAGAUUGGAUCUUUGAAGGCACAAGCUGAUAUUGUUCCCAAGGAAAUUCACUCUGUUGAUCUCAAUCCGUCAUGCCCGUAUCAGUUAGCAUUCCAUCUUGAUGAUGGCUGGUCGGGCGUUUUGGAUAUGAAUAAUUUUGAAGUUACACAUAUUCAUUGCCCACCCCCAGCUUGGUUAAAUGAUUCCUAUAUUCCCGCUGAUCUAUCAUAUUUAAGAAAACCUUCAUGGCUAUCUACAUGUUCGAUCUAUUUGGCUGGGUCAUCAUCUGAUUGUGGCAUUCAUCUACUGGAUUUCUAUCCCAGCACCAGCUCACCAAGCCACGUGGAUUACAAGGAGGAUAGAAAUGAAAUUUCCAUGCGCAACCAAAAUAAUCAGAACAGAUUUAUUCCUUUAUCUGAAGGAGUUAUCUCAUGCGCUGCUCAUCCUUUAUACAAUGCCAUUGUAGUGGGAACCAAGCAAACAUCAUUGCUUGUGAUUUCCCAAGGACAUGAGUCAUACAGAGGUGAAGAUUAGUCCCAACUUCCCAAGAUCGGCAGAUUUUUGUAGGGCAGUAGUGGCAAUUUAAUCUGACAGUUCUGUUAAAUUGUUGUACAACAGUUGUAUUGAAUCUCAGAAAAUAAAAGAUACGAGAAAGGUUUGGGAAAAAAGUGAUAGGGAACGGGAUGAGUUCCCCUUGAUUGAGGGAAGGAGUCUUCCCACAAAGGAAAACGAAAGAGAUAAAAGAAAUAAUUUGAACAUG
Messenger RNA from Gastrolobium bilobum, 1590 nucleotides. RefSeq lists its product as uncharacterized. The transcript has 17 exons. NCBI's taxonomy places the organism in Eukaryota, Viridiplantae, Streptophyta, Magnoliopsida, Fabales, Fabaceae. Bases 60 to 1364 code for a protein of 434 amino acids. The record is from RefSeq and is a predicted model, not a curated record. Gene Ontology annotation, molecular function: protein binding.